GCCCGGGGCAGCUUUGGGCGGCGGGGCGGACGCUCCCUCAGUCGCCGGGCGCCCGAGCCGGCCGCCGGGGCAUAGGCGGAGGCGGAGGCGGAGGUGGAGGAGCCGCGGGAGGAGCCUCGCCGGCGGCGGCGGCGCAGGUGGCGCGCGGGGCGCACUCGGGAGCGCUCGGCGCCGGGCGCCGCGGCGGCUGCAGGCUCGCGCCCGUGGCUGCACCGGCCGAGCGGAGCGGCGGGCGCGGCGGCGGCAGCUCCCCAGCCCCGCGGUGCCCGGAGCCCGGGGAGGCGUCUGCAGGAGCCGCCGGGAGCCCCCAGGAGCUCGGGCCGGCGGAGCGCGCGGAGCCGGGCAGGGGGCGCUGCGCUAGCCGAGCGGAGGGGCAGCCGGGCCGGGCGCCGCGCACCCGCGCCGGGAGCCGCCUCUCCCCCGCGGCGCUCGCCCGGCUCCCGCCGGCAGCCUCUUCCCGCGGCGGCGCCCAGACAACAAAAGCGGAGGAUGCUGCUGCCGCUGGGCAAGGUCAGGACCUUGCCCUGAAGCCGGGAGGCGCGCACGCCUCCCCCGCCCCGGACUGAGGAGCUGUCGCUCGCGGCGGGUGCAUGUUCGCCAAGAAGAAACCGGGCGCCGCGCCUUUCGGAGCUAUGCCUGUCCCCGACCAGCCUUCGUCAGCCUCAGAGAAAACCAGCUCCCUGAGUCCUGGCCUAACCACCUCCAACGGGGAUGGCUCAGAAACAGAAACCACCUCCGCCAUUCUUGCCUCAGUCAAAGAACAGGAAUUACAGUUUGAAAGACUGACUCGAGAGCUGGAGGCAGAACGCCAGAUCGUAGCCAGCCAGCUGGAGCGAUGCAAGCUGGGGUCGGAGACAGGCAGCAUGAGCAGCAUCAGUUCAGCAGAAGAGCAGUUUCACUGGCAGUCACAAGAUGGUCAAAAAGAUAUCGAAGACGAACUCACAACAGGUCUGGAGCUGGUGGACUCCUGUAUUAGAUCGCUGCAGGAAUCUGGAAUACUUGACCCACAGGAUUAUUCCACAAGUGAAAGGCCCAGCCUGCUCUCCCAGAGUGCACUUCAGCUCAAUUCCAAACCUGAAGGGUCCUUCCAGUUUCCAGCCAGCUACCAUAGCAACCAGACCCUGGCCCUGGGUGAGACAGCCCCAUCGCUCCCCGCCCGCAGCACACAAGCCCGAGGUGCUGGCCAGAGCUUCAGCCAGGGCACCACGAGCCGCGCGGGGCACCUGCCGGGGCCCGAGCCCGCGCCGCCGCCGCCGCCGCCGCCGCCGCCGCGGGAGCCGUUCGCGCCCAGCCUGGGCAGCGCCUUCCACCUGCCGGACGCGCCCGCCGCGCUCUACUACUCCAGCUCCACGCUGCCCGCGCCGCCGCGCGGCGGCUCCCCGCUGGCCGGCCCGGGCGGCUCGCCCACCAAGCUGCAGCGCGGAGGCUCGGCCCCCGAGGGCGCCGCCUACGCCGCGCCGCGCGGCUCCUCGCCCAAGCAGUCGCCCAGCCGCCUGGCCAAGUCCUACAGCACCAGCUCGCCCAUCAACAUCGUCGUGUCCUCGGCCGGCCUGUCCCCGAUCCGCGUGACCUCGCCCCCCACCGUGCAGUCCACCAUCUCCUCCUCGCCCAUCCACCAGCUGAGCUCCACCAUCGGCACCUACGCCACCCUGUCGCCCACCAAGCGCCUGGUCCACGCGGCCGACCAGUACAGCAAGCACUCGCAGGAGCUGUAUGCCACCGCCACCCUCCAGAGGCCGGGCAGCCUGGCAGCCGGGUCCCGGGCCUCGUACAGCAGCCAGCACGGCCACCUGGGCCCGGAGCUGCGGGCCCUGCAGUCCCCGGAGCACCACAUAGACCCCAUCUAUGAAGACCGCGUCUAUCAGAAGCCCCCUAUGAGGAGUCUCAGCCAGAGCCAGGGGGACCCUCUGCCGCCAGCACACUCCGGCACCUACCGCACGAGCACAGCCCCAUCUUCCCCUGGUGUCGACUCCGUCCCCUUGCAGCGCACAGGCAGCCAGCAUGGCCCACCGAAUGCCGCCACGGCCACCUUCCAGCGGGCCAGCUACGCCGCAGGCCCAGCCUCCAAUUACGCCGACCCCUACCGACAGCUGCAGUAUUGUCCCUCUGUUGAGUCUCCAUACAGCAAAUCCGGCCCUACCCUCCCGCCCGAAGGCACCUUGGCCAGAUCCCCGUCCAUUGAUAGCAUUCAGAAAGAUCCCAGAGAAUUUGGAUGGAGAGAUCCGGAGCUGCCUGAAGUGAUUCAGAUGUUGCAGCACCAGUUUCCUUCGGUCCAGUCCAAUGCUGCAGCCUAUUUACAGCACCUCUGCUUUGGAGACAAUAAAAUUAAAGCCGAGAUACGGAGACAAGGAGGCAUCCAGCUUCUGGUGGACCUGUUGGAUCAUCGGAUGACAGAAGUCCACCGUAGUGCCUGUGGAGCCUUGAGAAACUUGGUGUAUGGGAAGGCCAACGAUGACAACAAAAUUGCUCUGAAAAACUGUGGUGGCAUCCCAGCGCUGGUGAGGUUACUCCGAAAGACCACCGACCUGGAGAUCCGGGAGCUGGUCACAGGAGUCCUUUGGAAUCUCUCGUCUUGUGAUGCUCUCAAAAUGCCAAUCAUCCAGGACACCCUGGCAGUGUUGACCAAUGCCGUGAUCAUCCCCCACUCGGGCUGGGAAAAUUCACCCCUUCAGGAUGACCGAAAAAUACAGCUGCAUUCCUCACAGGUGCUGCGAAAUGCCACUGGAUGCCUAAGGAAUGUUAGUUCAGCCGGCGAGGAGGCCCGCAGGAGGAUGCGGGAAUGUGAGGGCCUCACAGAUGCCCUGCUCUACAUCAUCCAGUCUGCACUGGGGAGCAGUGAGAUCGAUAGCAAGACCGUUGAAAACUGUGUGUGCAUUUUAAGGAACCUCUCGUACCGGCUGGCCGCGGAAACGUCUCAGGGACAGCACAUGGGCACGGAUGAGCUGGACGGGCUGCUCUGUGGGGAGGCCAGUGGCAAAGACGCAGAGAGCUCCGGUUGCUGGGGAAAGAAGAAGAAGAAAAAGAAGUCCCAGGACCAGUGGGAUGGAGUAGGACCUCUUCCCGACUGUGCAGAACCACCAAAAGGGAUCCAGAUGCUGUGGCACCCAUCAAUAGUCAAACCCUACCUCACACUGCUCUCUGAGUGCUCAAAUGCAGACACGCUGGAAGGGGCAGCAGGCGCCCUGCAGAACUUGGCUGCAGGGAGCUGGAAGUGGUCAGUGUACAUCCGAGCUGCUGUCCGGAAAGAGAAAGGCCUGCCCAUCCUUGUGGAGCUGCUCCGAAUAGAUAACGACCGUGUAGUGUGCGCAGUGGCCACAGCACUCCGGAACAUGGCCCUGGACGUCCGAAAUAAGGAACUCAUUGGCAAAUAUGCCAUGCGGGACCUGGUCCACAGGCUUCCAGGCGGGAACAACAGCAACAAUGCAGCAAGCAAGGCCAUGUCGGAUGACACAGUGACAGCCGUCUGCUGCACCCUACAUGAAGUGAUCACCAAGAACAUGGAGAACGCCAAGGCCUUACGGGAUGCAGGGGGCAUCGAGAAGUUGGUUGGCAUCUCCAAAAGCAAAGGAGAUAAACAUUCUCCAAAAGUGGUCAAGGCCGCAUCUCAGGUCCUCAACAGCAUGUGGCAGUACCGAGACCUGAGGAGUCUCUACAAAAAGGAUGGAUGGUCACAGUAUCACUUUGUAGCCUCAUCUUCAACCAUCGAGAGGGAUCGGCAAAGGCCCUACUCCUCCUCCCGCACGCCCUCCAUCUCCCCUGUGCGCGUAUCUCCCAACAACCGCUCAGCAAGUGCCCCAGCUUCACCUCGGGAAAUGAUCAGCCUCAAAGAAAGGAAAACAGACUAUGAGUCCACUGGCAGCAAUGCCACUUACCACGGGACUAAAGGAGAACACACUUCCAGGAAAGACACCAUGACAGCUCAAAAUACUGGAAUUUCAACUUUGUAUAGGAAUUCAUAUGGUGCGCCCACUGAAGACAUCAAACAUAACCAGGUUUCCGCACAGCCAGUCCCACAGGAGCCCAGCAGGAAAGAUUACGAGACCUACCAGCCGUUUCAGAAUUCCACGCGAAACUACGACGAGUCCUUCUUCGAGGACCAGGUCCACCAUCGCCCUCCCGCCAGCGAGUACACCAUGCACCUGGGACUCAAGUCCACGGGCAACUACGUCGACUUCUACUCGGCUGCCCGUCCCUACAGUGAACUGAACUAUGAAACGAGCCACUACCCCGCCUCCCCCGACUCCUGGGUGUGAGGCGGGUGGCACGAGGCGCUCCGGGAACAGUGCAUGUGCAUGCAUACCACGAGACAUUGCUUCUUUUUAAGUUUCCCCCCUGCAAAUUUAGUUUGCUAAAGCCUGUUCCGUAGGAAGGCCAUGAUAACCAGUAAGGAAAUACGAAGAGCUAUUUUAGAAAGCUAAAGCGAAUCGAAAGUUAACGUGGACGUCAAUAGAAAGCUAAAGUGAUCCUAAAGGUGCCCACCUGGUGCGACACCUUUCUAGUUUGAGCUGUAGGGUAUGCAAGGGUAUUGAAUGUGGUGCAGACAGCACAGGCGGUGGCCCCAUUGGCCUCGGUGGGGCGGUGGGGCGCAGAGGUUAUAAGCACAGAGGCAGGCAGCACGGGUCGCACACUCCCGAAGGACGGCUUCUCACGCUUUGUUUCCUCUCUCCAUCCGUUGUGAUUCUAGGCUUCCAGUUGCAUUGGGGUCCCUCUGUACAGCAAGAUGUCUCUUGCCUUUUGUUAAUGCAUUGUUGUAAAGUAUUUGAUGUACAUUACAGAUUAAAGAAGAGAAGCGCGUUGUGUAUAUUACACCGAGGCCGCAGUGUUUCCUCAUCGAUGGUUCUAAAUAUUGCUUCACUCUCAAAACGUUUGGAAGAUGUAUGGAUUUCCAGUUUUUUCCUUUCCUUUUCUUUCUCUCGGUAUGUUUUAACAAAGAAAAAAAUGGAGAAAAAAAGGAAUAUUUAGCAGUAUUGUUCGUUCUGAUAUGUGAACUCGUUUGUGGCAACUAAGCAAGGCAUUCAGCAGUUUCUGACAAUUAACACACAUCAUUCCACACUCCUUGUCAACGAAGUGCUUUUUCACUGCCUACAAUUUUAGAUGUAGAUAUUUGAAAUAGACUUUUUCAUUUAUACCAGUUUUCUUUAUGAUGAUACAGUGUUAAAAAGAAAAUAAAUUACAAUUGAUCUGUCAUUCAUAUCUGCUAAGAAUGUCUAUUUCCAAGGACCUAUCUUACAAAAUACACAUUCUUGCUCGUGUGUCUGUGCGUGUGUGGGGUGUGCGUAUGUCCACGUAUGUACAAAAACGACCUGUGUGAGGUUAUAUUUUGACAGAAGCAAAUUUCAUUUGCUGUUCAUCUUGUACAAACCUGUUCCUGGUUCUCAAUGUAAAUGUGCAUCUGUCUGUUCCUUUCAUCCUCUACCUAUUCUUCUGACCAUCUAGUGACUCAGGAUAGUAGGCCGGUUGAAGUGAAGUUAUAGGAUUUUCACACAUUCACACAUUCUCCAAUGCCAACUCUUUCUACAGGUCCGUUUCCCUCCGUGUUUUAUGCCCUUAGAACACGAUAAACCAUGGCCAACUCAAUAAUUUCAUUUGGGGGCCGAUUACUUGAAGUAUCCACAGGAAAUGUACACUGCUCACCUUAUUCCUCCCCAGACUCUUUUUGUUCACGUCACAGGGAGCAGUAGACAAUGAUGGAUUAGAUUAUUAAAAUGGAACUUGAAGCAAAUGUUAGACUAGUGGUUAACAGAAACAGAGCUAAGAAAUAAGGCUAACCAUUUAAAAGAACACGGGCUGUGGGUAAAUUAGCUUUGCUCUUUAGAUGCAAGUGACUGAGGCCGAUAGGUGCCUAGUAAAUGUUAACUGUUCUUGGGAAAAAAAAUAAAAUACUUAAAUAACAAAA
Molecule: messenger RNA, 5896 nt
Organism: Pipistrellus kuhlii (Kuhl's pipistrelle)
Lineage: Eukaryota; Metazoa; Chordata; Mammalia; Chiroptera; Vespertilionidae
Gene: CTNND2
Product: catenin delta 2
Exons: 22
Coding region: 591-4253 (1220 amino acids)
Biological process (GO): dendritic spine morphogenesis; cell-cell junction assembly; cell-cell adhesion
Cellular component (GO): cytoplasm; nucleus; postsynaptic density
Molecular function (GO): cadherin binding
Source: RefSeq, a predicted model, not a curated record